Messenger RNA from Vanessa atalanta (red admiral), 1024 nucleotides. RefSeq names its product dTTP/UTP pyrophosphatase. Gene Ontology annotation, molecular function: nucleoside triphosphate diphosphatase activity. The transcript is spliced from 5 exons. Lineage: Eukaryota; Metazoa; Arthropoda; Insecta; Lepidoptera; Nymphalidae. The record is from RefSeq and is a predicted model, not a curated record. Bases 235 to 855 code for a protein of 206 amino acids.
AAUAAAUUAAGUUAACGAAAAGCUUUACGUGCUGUAGACAACACAUGCACAUUUUCAUAUAAGUGGUGUGAAAAUAGCGGUAAUUUCAAGUAUUUAAGACAAAUAUGACAGUAUCGAAAAAUACAAACUAACCUUGAUUUGAUAAGGUUCGCGUGGAAAUAGGUUGAAUAUAGAUUUGAUGUAAAAUUAAUUUCUGCCGAAUAAAUAGAUACAAGAGUUUUUUUAUACGAAAUAAUGUUACAACCGGUGAUGCAUGUGUUAAAACAAAAAAAUAUAAUAUUGGCGAGUGGGUCACCUAGAAGAAAAGAGUUAAUUGAAAAUAUUGGUUUGAAAGUUGUUCUUUGCCCAUCACUCUUUGAGGAAAAUCUCGAUCCAAAAAACUUUAAGAAUUUUUCAGAAUUCGUUGAGGAAACAGCUCUGCAGAAAGUUCUAGAAGUAGAUAACCGAUUAAAGUUGCAGGGUAGUCCUCCAGAUGUUGUUAUUGGUGCUGAUACAAUGGUUACUCUCGAUGGAACUAUGUUUGGCAAACCCACAUCAGAAGAAGAAGCUUUUGACAUGCUGAACAGACUGUCAGGAAGAAGUCAUACUGUGUACACUGGUGUUGUGCUCAAGGCAAUGGACAAAACAGUUAAAUUCACAGAAAAAACAGAUGUUACUUUUGGAAAAUUGGAUGAAGAACAAAUUAAGGGAUACAUAGCCACUGGGGAACCUAUGGAUAAAGCCGGAGGCUAUGGUAUACAAGGAGUGGGGGGCACAUUUGUUGAGAGGGUCGAAGGUGAUUAUUUCACUGUGGUUGGUUUGCCGCUAUAUAGGCUGUGUUCAGUACUCUAUGACAUGUUUAAAGAAACUAAAUAAGUGACUAUCAAUAGCUCUUAGGAUGAAUUAUGUACUAAUUGAUAAUGAUUUAUAUAAAAUAUUGUUGCUUUUAUAGUAUUUUAAUAUGAGUUUUAAUCAUUUUUAAAAUAGCAGAUUAUGCGGGUAUUUAUAUAACAUGUGUAAGAACAUAAUUAUUUUGUUUUUAACU